Molecule: messenger RNA, 6087 nt
Organism: Ascochyta rabiei
Lineage: Eukaryota; Fungi; Ascomycota; Dothideomycetes; Pleosporales; Didymellaceae
Product: Proteasome activator BLM10, variant 2
Exons: 2
Coding region: 1-6087 (2028 amino acids)
Biological process (GO): proteasomal ubiquitin-independent protein catabolic process
Cellular component (GO): cytosol; nucleus
Molecular function (GO): proteasome binding; peptidase activator activity
Source: RefSeq, a predicted model, not a curated record
AUGGCCGUCAGCGAGCGGAUAUCCCAGCUCAUGAGCGCCCCCGACACCGGCACUGGCGCCGACAACUCGCGAGCAACCUCACCCGGUGGCGACUGGCGCAGUGCCAACGGCACAGUCAACGGCGAAGACAGCAGAAGCCGCCCGCGCACCUUUCCCUACUUCGAGUACCUGCCGUACCAGACCGAGGACCACAGCGAGCGCCUCGAGAGCUUGAACAUAUGUCUGAAGCACCUCUACAUCGCCGUGUCGGCAGGCGACUUCGCCCCCGGUGCUGUGCACUGGACACGCGAGAUUCGAGGCUGGCUGUCCCUCAAGUUCGACCUCCCCCGCAGUACGCGGGUGAAGCUUGUAAACCUAUACUAUGAGCUGGCGCUCGCUCCAGGGCUGGACUAUCUGGUAGCAGAGCGCUUUGCGUCCAUGUUCAUGGUGCUGACCAAGCGAAAACACUACCUGCGCCCCGGCAAGGACCUCAUCCUCGAUUGGCGACCGCUGUACAGGGAACUGAAGCUGUUCGUGCUGCCCUCGGAGUCUGGUGGCGCGCACCCGCCCAACGUGAAGCGCAACAUCCGAACACUGACGAAGAUGUGCACCUUCGCCCAGCUAUACUUCGAUCCGGAAGAGAUACCUGCUAUGUUCGAGGAGCUGCUGCCCUUCUUCAGCACCUCCUUCAGCGAAGGCGCAUUUGUUGUCGUGGGACUGCUGAACUUGCUGCUUCCAACGAAUGCCGCUCCAGAGGACAAGCCGAACCUGUUACCGCAGGAAUAUCUACCGACCUUCUUCCAUUGCUGGUCGCUGGUCAACCGGUCGCGACUGUUUGAUGCGCACUUCCUCGAUACGAUAUCGCGGCUGGCUAGAGACAACCUGACAGCGCCACACAUUCCUUUCUCGCAAUACGGCAUGUUCACAGGCGAGCAGAACUCGCACAUCUUCACUGCGAUUCUGCGACUCCUUGAGAUUCCUGUUGGACAGGCGACGUCGCCGUACAGCAGUGCAGUCGAUCUCGGUGCUGGUUUGGCGAUCAUGCUUGACCGGGACCAGCGGAAGCACCCUUCGACUCACCACAUUGCUCGCUUCAUUGGCAUGUCGUUGUCACCGGCGUGCGUAGAUCACCCAGACUCCGUAUUGAGUAAGCUGGAAGGUCUCAUUCAGGCUGUUGAGACAUUCUUCCAUCCGUCGAAUUCUGGUAGCUGGACGAGGCCGCUCGCACAGCUGGUGUACUACCUUUCCGACUUUUUCGUGUUGCGCUGGAACCGGGAGCACAGUGGCGAGAUGGACGUGCCGAAGGAGCGUCAGCUCAAUGAUGAAGUCAAGAGGCGCUUUGUGCUCUGUUUGCGGGAGGUAACAUUCAUGGGAAUCUUCAGCAAGAGCGACAAAGCCGUACAAUAUGCGUUGUCUACCCUCCAGAGUUUGGCGUAUCUGGAACCGAACCUCAUCCUUCCAGGUGCACUGCAGCGGAUCUAUCCCGCUAUGCAGGGUCUUGUUGAGGUACACCGUACCAUCUCCUCCAUUCGUGCGUUGCACAUGCUUUCCAAGAUCAUGGCAAAGACAAAAGGUUGGAGGUGUCACGUUACCACAGUACUCGGGCUUGCGCUACCUGGUAUCGACGCCAACGAUCUGGAGAAGACGUUACAUACCCUCCAAUACGUGCAAGGCGUGUGUUACCUCGUACCGUUCCACGACCUGACCAAAGCAAAGAAAACUUCCGCUGGCGCAGACACAGCAUCAGAGGACAUGGGCAGCAAUACAGGCUUGGCCAUGCAAUGGAUUACACAACAAGUCGAGCGGUUGGAAAGCGCCAACGGCAAUAUCGAGAUCAAUUACAACGAAGAGCUCAGCGACGAGGACGAGCAAAUGAUUCUGCGGUCCUCCACCACAGGCUUGAAUGAGUUCCUCAUUUCGUUCCUUGGUCGUGUCUUUACUCUUUUGGAGAAUUUGCCAGACGCCUCGAGAGUUCGUAGUGGGUCGCCUGAGGAAUACGUGGUGAAUCACCUGCCCGCGGCAUUCACACCACUACUUGCUGCGCUUUCACCAGAGUUGUACGAUGUUGCGCUAGACAAGAUUGCCAAUUUCAUCUCGAACCAUGUCAUUCAUCAGGCGCGAGACGCGAUUGCUUUCAUCUGCAACAGUCUUGUCAAGAUCCACCCUGAGAAAGCAUUGAAGCGUCUGCUGCCCCACCUGUUUGCAGGAAUCCGCACAGAGAUUGAGGACAUUGGCGCCGGCUCGACACGAACAACCGGUGCCGAAGUCCUCCCGCGUGACCGUGCUCUUGUCUGGAACCUCAGCAUUCUGAGCAUGUGCGUUGUACAUGUUGGCGACGCUGUACUUGAGUGGAAGGACGACCUCUUCGAUAUCGCGGAGUACAUGCAGCAGAAGUGCAGGGGCACGCCUACGGUGCAUGUCUCCAACUUCAUCCAUCAUCUUCUCCUCAAUCUCACUUGUACCUACACCAUCGACUAUGAUAUCUACGAGCAGCAUGAGCUUGCACAAGGUAUCACUGCUGAGUCUUGGGGAAGGCAGGUAGACGUCAAGAACUUGAAUGUCAAAUGGCACUCUCCAAAUCCCGAAGAGGUCGAGUUUGCCGUUAGAUUGUUCGAAACGCACGCCAGCAAUUCUAUGAACGCUCUUGUUGCACUUAUAUCUGCAGACUCGCCGAUCAACAGAGAGGGCACUGGCAAAGAUUGGUCAGACGAAGUGUCAAGAAACCUCGUCUUGCUGAGGCUGAUCAUCUCGGGUAUCUCAGUGCUUUUCGACGUGCGACAUGACCGAGUCAGCGGAAGCAUUGAUGCCGAAUAUGAGAACGAUUCGGAUCCUGACGCCAUGGACACUGAGGGUAUCGAUGACGAUGCUGGUCUGGGUGAGGCAGAAGAUGAAGAGGUCAAGCCUACGUUCCAGUAUGAGUCUGGGUAUCCAUUGUCUCGAGAUGACAAAAACUACAAACUCAUCCACGACCUCCGCCAUCGCGUUGGCGAGAUCUUGCAUGACGUUCAUCGAUUCUUGAUCGAGAAGCAGCCCGAUGAUGUGCCCUGCUUCAACUCUCUCUACAAUGCGUACCGGUCGUGGUUCAUCGACGUAGGCAUUGAGCGUUCUGCACAUGUUCUUGACCGCAUAUCGAGGCUUCUCGAUAACGACGAGCAGCCGUUCAGGUUUAGCGGUCUGCGAAAACAGUACCCUCGACCCCUCCUUGUCCGACGCGCCAAUGUGUAUCAUCUGCAGCGCCUCCGCCACAAUGCCAACCCUCGACCCAAAACUGAGCUCGACAAGCAGUUGCUACUCGACCUUGCAGAGUCCAGUAUCUCUCUUUACACAGAGAUUCGCCGCACGGCUCAGACUGCGAACGAAUCGGCAGUCAAGUGCGUGUUGGGCGCUCGACCGCUAGUCAUCCCAUCGCUCCUAGAUGCUUUCGUCAAGGCUGUGACAGAGCAUGACUACCCUCGUAUUAAGGGUGCGAUGUUUGCUCUUCUCUUCGGGAGCUUGGCAAAGACCAUUAGUCGCGACUGGAGGUUUACUCCAAAGUUGAUCAAGGCGUUCAUCGAAGUGACUGGUGCCGACAAGCCAUCGGUCCAGAAGCUCGCUACAAACGCCACGUUCCAGGUCAUGGACAUGGGCAAAGCAAUGGAGCGCAUGGUCAUCCUCGACAAGGACAUUGUUCAGGCACUCGCCUAUGCCAUCGACUCCGCCGAAGACGAGGUCGUGCAGCAGAAGGUCGUGAAGCGACGCGACUACAUCAAGCGGAAGCGUGCUCGCAUUGAAGGCAAGAAGGCUGACCUGUCAAAAGAGUUGGUGCAGAUUGCUAAGACCGAGCACUGGAAGAAGGUCAGCCGCACAGCGGCCAUCAUCGUCAAUCUUGGGAUGCGCUACGAUACCAUUGCCUCCGAAGAGAUGAUCGACCUCGUUGCUAAGGGUGCUAUUGAUCAGCAUCCGAGCCUGCGAGGUCUGUAUGCAGGCGCUUUUAUCGGAUUGUUCUCGGUCAUUCAGACACGUGCGAUCACUGGUCAUAGCUACGAGAAGUAUCUGCUAGGCGAAGAGGAUUUGCCAGAUAAGAUCUCAGUUCCAACCCGGCCCGACGAUCCAAACUGGACAGAAGAUUACCUCGAAUCGUUCGCACAUCCUGAGGCCAAGUACUAUGUCGACUUUGACUACCCUGGUUGGCUGGUGUGGAACAAGACCAUGCCAGGUUUCCUACCGAAUGCGCCCCAAGUAGUGUACGACGAGACCGAAAACGCCGUGCGCAAGAGGAUUGCGGGACAUUUGACACGAUCGUGGUUCUCGAACUACUUUGCGUUCAUGAAGCAGGAGCCCCGCGAUGCCAGCGCCGACCGCUUCCGUAUGUCUAGCGCAAUGCUUCUGACACACGCAUUCGAUCUCAUCUUCUGUGGCUUGACUGAAGCGACUUUCGAUGACAUCAAGGACCUCACCGAGGCUGUGUACAGUGAUGGUAGCGAUAAGCAUCAGCAUCGUGCAACCUCGGAGAUCAUGGCUGCUCUGCUCUCUUGUGCGCCAGAUCUGAAGCCUGAGCAGCGAACAGAAGUCUGGGAAUACGUCUUCCCGAUCGUUCGUGGUAUCUUCAAGGAUGGUCUCACACCCGAAAACUCAGGGUACUGGACGACAUUCUUGCACGUUGUCCUGCAGUCGAAGGACCCUCGACGAGGAUGGCCUAUGGUCGACUGGCUUGCUAGCUUCCGCCUCGAUAUGGACUCCAAUGCAGCUUUCAAAGAGAGCUCUAAGGUCCACCUACUGACACAGAUGAUCAGCGACGCAGGCUGGCACUUCCGCUUGGAGAAGCCGAUCUUGGAAGACUUCAUGAAGCACCUUGAUCAUCCGUACAAGGGUGUGCGUGAAGCGAUGGGACAGACUAUCGCCACAAUUUACCGCACACGUUACCACGAGUCUUACAAAGAUGUCGGCACUCUGAUCAAAGCACAGAAAGAAGCCUCGUCGAUCGGUAUUCGUCCUUACCAGCCCACGGACGAGUUCACCAACACAAUAACCGACGUCUUCUCCCGUCUUGAGGUUUGGCGCCACCAACGCGAGCCAGGGCAACAAACGCCCUCCUCUUACACUUCUGGCGGCAAGACCGUUCUGCUUUGGCUCGACUCAACACUCUCCUCAUACGAAUGCACGCAACUCGUUAAGUUCUUCCCUGAUGUCUUCAUGGAACAGCUUCUCCACAUGAUGGAUAUCAAGGAAGACCCUGAGCUGCAGUCUCUUGCCUACCACGUCUUCCGCCACCUGCCGAACAUCCCGCAACGCGAAGGCGAAGACUCUGACUUCAUCGCCGCUCUUAUCCGCAUUGGCAAGACCGCAACGAGCUGGCAUCAGCGUUUACGCAUCUUGAUCAAUGUCCAGGUCAUCUACUUCCGCCGCCUAUUCCUCAUGAGCACAUCGCAACAGCAAGAACUGUUCGACUGCGUCUCGUCCAUGCUCUCGGACGUACAGCUGGAGGUCCGCAUGGGUGCCGCUGCAACCCUGUCUGGUAUGAUCCGCUGCAGUCCUCAGGCUUUCCGCGACAAGCAGGUUGAAACGCUGAAGAAACGCUUCACCACUCAGCUCACCAAGAACCCGCUCCCCAAGAAGAAGGCUAUCCCUGGCACGCCGUCCGCAGACCAAAACAAACUGGUGCUGACUAGACAUGCGGCAGUCCUAGGAUUGGGCGCACUGACACAAGCAUUCCCCUACCAGAGCCCGCCGCCGCAGUGGCUGCCGGAUGUGCUGGCCACAUUGGCGAGGAAGGCGAGCAGUGACCCCGGAAUGGUAGGCAAGAGCGUCAAGAGCGUAUUGGCGGAUUUUAAGAAGACGAGGCAGGAUACCUGGCAUGUCGAUGUCAAGGUAAGCAAAGCACUCCCACGCUUCCCGAGAAACACAACUAACAUUUCGACAGGCGUUCGACCAAGAGCAACUAGAAGACCUCGAGGGCGUGCUAUGGAAGAGCUACUUCGCCUAAAUAGCGUAUUGCAUGCAACGCAUUUGGAUGAAUCGAUCUCGAUCAAAGCAGGACGGGAUGAAGGUGUGAACAGUACCACACACUACGGUAUUACAUGCAGUAUACCAGCCCCAAUGGAUAAACGGGCGAAUGCAUUAUGUCGGUAA